Molecule: messenger RNA, 892 nt
Organism: Rotaria sp. Silwood2
Lineage: Eukaryota; Metazoa; Rotifera; Eurotatoria; Philodinida; Philodinidae
Source: the annotation of a GenBank genome assembly
AUGGCAUCGUCUAACAUCGUACAAGGUGAACAAAAUGAUAAUUUAACGAUGUUGAAUAAAUUCAUCCAAACUGCUGCAGAUGAUGCUGAACGUGUAUCAUAUUAUUCGAAACGUGCAAAAGUUUUAUUUGAUAUGAAAAAAUGGACUGAUGUGAUGAUCGAUAUAGAGUUUUUGGAAAAGAACCAAGCACUUGAUGAUGAUUUAUUAACCAUUAAAUUGUAUGUUAAAUUUGUUUUGAUAGUAAAUCUAUAUAAAGUGUAAUGUUCAUUUUAAAGGAAGUCAAUGAUUCAUCAUAAAGUAGCAAAAGUUCGAAACUCUAUGAAAGAUAAACUUGGCACUAAACGUAAGAAAAUUUUGUUGCAUAAGAAGAUGCAUCAUCUGAAGUUUUUUUUAAAUAGUAUUCGACAAUGCUGAACAUGUCGAUUUGUAUAUUAAUAUCAGCGAAGAGAACAUAGAUGAAGUUAUUAAUAGUAAGUUCAAAAACAAAUAUUAUAAUUGAUUAUUUAUUUAUGCCAUGUUCUUUCUGGAGAAGCACACAAGAAAGAAUCAUACAACAUCAAAAAGAAAAUACAUAGAUUAAAAUUUAACAUGUUAUAUAUUUAUUUACUGUUAAUGGUUGUUCUUUCUCGUGUUAAUCUGAAUAUACUUAGGUCUGACCAAAAGUUCUGCAAUUUAAAAAAAAAAGUUAAAGAAAAAGAGAAAGUUCGAGUUUUAUUUUAUUAAAUGUUCAAAAUAGUCCCCAUGAUUAUUUAUACAAAGUUCCAUCCUUUCUAACAGUUUGUCGAAAGUUUUUUUAUAUUCUUCUUCAGGAAUAUUUUUCACCACCUUGGAUACCGCACGAGCUAAUGAUUUUUCAUUUGGUUGAUCACUUAAAUUACACUUGAUGUAAUCA